Messenger RNA from Glossina fuscipes, 8668 nucleotides. RefSeq lists its product as uncharacterized. Gene Ontology annotation, biological process: negative regulation of transcription by RNA polymerase II. The record is from RefSeq and is a predicted model, not a curated record. Gene Ontology annotation, cellular component: chromatin. NCBI's taxonomy places the organism in Eukaryota, Metazoa, Arthropoda, Insecta, Diptera, Glossinidae. The transcript is spliced from 11 exons. The coding region runs from base 1204 to 8295 and encodes 2363 amino acids. Gene Ontology annotation, molecular function: transcription corepressor activity.
AUAAUAAUUAAAAUUUCCGUCGGAAAAACGGCAUGCAGCCGUAUAUAGUGAGAGAAUUGAAACAAAAAACUAUUGUAGCAUAGUAGAAAAUUUGGCAGUGUAUAAUACAAAGAAAAUGAGUAUAUACCUGCCCGUCAAUAUGUGUAUGAAAGGUGUUGCUUAACACACAAAAUGGCGAAACUGUAUGAAAAAAUUCAAGUGCAUUAAGAACAUUUUGAUUUAUAACGGAGAAUUUACAUUCUCGCGUUGGACAAUUAAAGUAAAAUUGCAAAAGUUAACAAAGUAAAAACAGAUAGUGGACAUUUUUUGAUUGUUAAAACAAAUUUUUUGAAUUCACGCCACGAGUUAAGGCGACCAUAAUAUAACAACAAAAAAGUUUACCUAGUAAUGACGUAGAUGGUUCAUGUUUAUCUCCCGCGUCGGUCUGGCACUUUUUUAUUACUUAUUUUUUUACACCGAAAUUUAUUGCAAAAGUGAAAUUCAAAAAGUGCGGUUGUAACUAUUUGCGAAUAAGAUGUCUUACAGAAAAGUACUUGGAAUAGUAUCUCUUAUUCGAUAAUGCGACCUUUUUCAACUUUGAAGCGAAAAAUCAUUAAAAAUUCAACUUUUGUCAAAAUUUAUUCAUCGUAGCAACGUCUUCAAAAAAAUCGGCAAAUAUUCUUAAAAAUUUUUGCUCGUUUGAUGUCCAGAGUAACGUUCUCUUCCUAAUAAGCAUUUCGGUUGGGUAUAAGAAACAACAAAGGCAAAGCCAAAUUGUUCUUGAAUUUGAAUUUUGCAAACGCGGUGAGGAAACGAAAAGUUUCUUUCCCUUUUCAAUUAAUAUAUCGGAGAGAUUUAAGUGAAAAAAAAAAAAAAAAAGUUAAAAUGCAAAAUACUCCGAUGAAAAAACGACGUAUUAAUCCAUAUUUGUUAAAUCACAAGCAAUUAAUAAAAGCCGUAGACGAAGAUCAACAGAAAGCGCAGCGUUAUAAACGUUAGAAAAAUAAUAGCGGAGAGGCCAACAAAAACAAAAAAGUUUUCUCUUUCCUCAACCAAACAAAAAAAAGUUAAAGGAAAAAAUUCCCUUCGAAGAAUAACAAACACCAAUAGACGUAUAUACGAUAUUGUAUAUAAAAAAAAGAAGAAAAAAAAAAAAAGAAGAAAAAUCAAGACGAGCAAUUGAGCCAAGCAAAAGUAACGGAAAUUAAAAGACAAGCCAUAAAAAUGAUGAAACGUACAAGAGAAGAAGUUCAAUAUGCUUCAAGACCCGGGCCGGGCGGUGUUGGAGGUAGUGGCGGCGGAGGUGGUACAAAUAAUAAUAGUAGCGGCAGUAAUGCGACGGGUGUGGUUACCGGUUCAGCUACAGUAGCUGGAGCUGCUAUAAAUAUUGGAGCUGUUGUAUCGGGUGCUCAUGCUACUAACGCUGGUGGCGCUUUAAGCGUUGGUUUGACAACCGGUAAUAUAGCUCAUCAUCGUAUACUCACUCCUCAGCAUGGUGGUGCUCAAACUAUAGCGUAUUUGCCAUCGACCACACCUGUUGCAGCAACUAAUCUUAAAACCUCCGGUGAUUCUAUAGCUGCCGUUGGCAGCGGUAGCGUUGAUGUAGUUGGCGGUAACAGUCGAAUAACUCAACUUACCGCUGGUGCCGUGGUUACAUCAGGUGGGUCUGUGAAUGCAGCAAACGCAUCUCUAAAUCCUACGACUGUGCAGUAUUCCACUUCCUACAAUGUAUCUUCCCUACCGGCAGGAAGUGCUUUGAAAACGUCAGAAGGUGCUGUACAAAUUCAUGUCACAGGUGGUGGCAAUACUACCAGCGGUGGUAGUGUUGGCGGUGCAGUAAUCGCUAAUCCUAUUGUUACGCCUUCCACCAAUUCAAUACGUCAGCGUACGAUAAGUGGCACUCAGAAUAGCAGCAAUAUAUCGACGUCGCAGACGUUGGCACAACCAAAUGCGGCUGCCGCGAAUAAUUCCCAGGUGAACGCCGCCAGCAUUAGCGGUUCUGGAGCACCUCAACCCGGCCAACCCGGAGCGCCGCCACGGCUCAAAGUUGAGGAUGCGCUCAGCUACCUUGAUCAGGUUAAGUACCAAUAUGCUGAUCAACCUCAAAUUUAUAAUAACUUCCUGGAUAUAAUGAAAGAAUUCAAAUCUCACUGUAUUGAUACGCCCGGAGUUAUACAGAGGGUGUCAACACUCUUUAAGGGCCAUACAGAGCUAAUAUAUGGGUUUAAUAUGUUCUUGCCCCCUGGGUAUAAAAUUGAGAUUCACUCCGAUGAGUUGGGUUGUUCGGUGCCUGUGGUAUCAAUGCCUUCGCCGCCAGGUUCAGCGCCGGGUAGUGGGACAACAGUGCAUGCUGUGUCAGGUACAAGCAUGAUAGCACAUAAAGUGAGCUCCAAUAAUAGCGUAAACGUGCAUCAACUGCAAGCCAGCGGGUCUGGCGGCGCGGUAAAUUUAAUGACGCACGGUGGAACACCAUUGCCGCAAACGACUAUACACGCUCUACAGCCACCACCACAACAAUCGCCAAGUAGUGGUGGCGGCGGACACACCCCUACUCAUACUCCUCAUGCCAAUACGUCACCGGCAUCAGGCCAAGUGACAGUGGCAACGGUAAAUGCCAGCACCAUAAAUUUGCCACAAAAUUAUUCACGUGACCGUGAACGCAGUGCUGCAGCAGCGGCGACAACCGGCAAUUUAGUAGUAGGCGGUCCACCCACACCCAACUCUCUGAAUGAUCUAAGUCCUCAGAGUGCAACUUCCAGCGCUCAUCAUAAUUUGCAUCAUAUCUCACAAGCUCAUCAAUCGAUGAUGAUGGGUGAAACAGCAGCUCCAGCGGGUGGACCACAGCAACAACCGGUGGAAUUCAAUCAUGCCAUAACUUACGUUAAUAAGAUCAAGAAUCGCUUUCAAAAUCAACCCGACAAGUACAAGAAAUUUUUGGAGAUUUUACAUACCUAUCAAAAGGAGCAAAAAGUCAUUAAGGAAGGUAGCGGAAGUAAUCUUAAUCAGGGUAAAACUCUUACCGAACAGGAGGUUUACACCCAAGUUGCUAAACUUUUCGGACAGGAUGAGGAUUUAUUACGGGAAUUCGGUCAAUUUCUACCGGAUGCCACUAAUCAUCAGGCUCAGCAAUAUAUGACUAAGUCACACAACGAGCAUAAACGUACUAUGGCAGCUUUAAGUGGCGGUGCUCAUAUAACGAUGUCACCGGCUAGUGGCAGUGUCGGCAGCGCCACUAGUUCACCGCUGCAUUUGGGUAGCGGCGCCACACUUUCGCAACUUGGUAAUAGUGCUCAUGCAGCUGCAUUGGGCAAUCUCUCGGCCGUAAAUACUAGUGUCAGCAUUAAAUCAUCCUAUAAUAAUAAUCAACAAAAUCAUAUUAUUGGGAGUAGUGCAUCACGCGGUGAUGCCUUGGCCGCUAAUAAUGAUUUGCUAUAUGAAAAAGAUUAUCGUGGCAUACAUGUGAAUGUACAUCAUCAAGCAGGAGCUAGUCAUCACCAUAUAAGUGGCGGUGCUGCUGGAGGCGGAAAUAUACGGAGUUCAUUCGAUUCCAAAGAUUCGCAUAGACCAAAUCAUCAUGCCUCCGUAGUGACUGGUAAUCAAAAAUAUAUGUCACAUCAUCAUCAUGGUCACAAUCAAAACAGCCAAGCAGUUAUAGGUCCUAAUAUGAGUGCUGCUAGUUUGGGAGGACAUGUAUCGAAAAAAUCACCCAGUUAUAGCAGUUUAAGUGCUGGAUUAGCAAAUGCGAGUGGAACGGGCAUACAGCAUUUAAGCAGUGCAGUUAGCAAUGUUGGCGGUUUGAAUUAUGUAGCGACUCCACAAAAUGCCUACCAUAGUCAAAUGCCACAUGUUGGUUCUCGACGACAUGCUGAUGGCGAUUUGAGUUUAAGUUCGGGAGUGCCUCCCACUAAACGGCAUAAACCCAUUUGCCGUGAUAUUUCUUUUUCGGAGGCGUCGCGAAAAUGCAGUAUACAGGAUGCGGCCUUUUUCGAUAAAGUGCGCAAGGCGCUACGUAGUCCUGAAGUAUAUGAAAACUUUUUACGUUGCCUGACGCUAUACACAGAAGAGAUUGUAUCAAAGACUGAACUUCUGAAUUUAGUGUCACCAUUUUUAAGCAAAUUUCCAGACCUGCUGCGCUGGUUUACCGACUUUCUUGGGCCGCCGGUAUCGCAAGUAAGCGGCUCUGCUUGCGGCAUAACUGGAGGACAUUUAGAAGGUAUACCUCUGCAGGCAGCUCAGCGUCAAAAUAGCAGUAACAGCAGUUCGGGCGCGAACAAUACAACUGGUGGCAAUGUAAACGAUCGCCAGAAUAGUUUACAAGCAAAUGAUCAUACUCAAGAAAUUGAUUUGGCUUCGUGCAAGCGUUUGGGAGCGUCUUAUUGCGCGCUACCCCAAUCCACUAUACCGAAAAAGUGCUCAGGACGUACAGCCCUGUGUCGCGAAGUGCUCAACGAUAAAUGGGUUUCUUUCCCGACUUGGGCGAGUGAAGACUCAACUUUUGUCACCUCCCGCAAAACGCAGUUUGAGGAAACCAUUUACAGGAAUAUUCACAGAACGGAAGAUGAACGAUUUGAAUUGGAUGUGGUUAUCGAAACGAAUAGUGCUACUAUCCGGGUGUUGGAGGGCGUGCAAAAGAAAAUGUCGCGCAUGUCUCCCGAAGAUUUGGCGCGUUAUCAUCUCGAUGAUUAUUUAGGGGGUACGUCGCAGACCAUACAUCAGAGAGCCAUUUAUCGCAUCUAUGGUGAUAAGGCAGGCGAAAUUAUACAAGGAUUGAAGAAAAAUCCCGCCGUCGCUGUACCCAUAGUAUUAAAACGUCUUAAAGUUAAAGAAGAAGAAUGGAGAGAUGCUCAGAAGACCUUUAACAAGCAGUGGCGAGAGCAAAAUGAAAAGUAUUAUUUAAAGUCAUUAGAUCAUCAGGCCAUCAAUUUUAAACCCAACGACAUGAAAGCACUACGUUCCAAAAGUCUAUUCAAUGAAAUUGAAACCUUAUAUGAUGAGCGCCACGAUCAAGAAGAUGAUAACGGUGAACCAGUCACUGGGCCGCACUUAAUAUUGCCUUAUAAAGACAAAACAAUAUUGGAUGAUGCUGCCAAUUUGCUAAUACAUCACGUCAAACGUCAGACUGGGAUACAGAAGCAAGAAAAAACCAAAAUCAAACAAAUACUCCGUCAAUUUGUGCCUGAUCUUUUCUUUGCGAUACGUCAACCACUUAGUGAUGACGAAAGGGAAGACGAUGACAACGAUAAAGUGGAUACAGAUCCAGCCAAUUGCAGUGGCAGCACUACUAGCAGCAGUAGGGAGAAAUACAUUAGCAAUAAGAAUAGCAGCAUUUCUUCCCUGCAUUCGAAUGCCUUAAGUACAAUCAACACCUCAAUAACAUCGAUGGCAACUACGACAUUAUUAAAUACUUCAAAUAAUACUAUAACAACAACACCACCUUCAUCAUUAUCGACCAAUUCCACUUUAAGUAGUAGUAGUGCGCUUGUAAAAGCCGAAAUUGGCAACAUUAGCAGCAGUAACAGCAUUAUGAUGGACGUAAAAGAUCCUUCAAUUAUCACAAAUCAUGCAAUCACAACAGAUGUAACAAAUACAACAACGAUAGCCACUUUAUCAACGUCCACGCUUAAUAUAACAACAACGACAACGAGUGCAUUGACCAUAACACAAACAGCAUCUUCGGCAGCAAUGUUAGAUAAAAAUCUAGCCUCUAAUCUUAAUGUAAAUAUGGAAAGCACAAUUGGAAGAGGAGAUAAUCUGUUUACGAAUGCGAAUGUCUCUAGCAUUAAUGUAUCGGUAACUAGCGGCGUUGCCAAUAAUAGCAAUAAUAAUCAAACGUCAAACGUGAAUACUAUGACUGAUAGCAGCAAAACUACUAGUAGUUCCUCAUCUAUCACUAGUCCGACAUCAAUUAUUUCACAAGUUGUUGUAAAUAGUAGUGAUAAAGGUACAAAUAAUGGAAGAUGCGGUUACAAUCCAUCAUCAACAUUAACUAAUGAUAAUGUAAUAAUAGUUACAGCGACAAAUAGUUUAACAUCAUCGCCGGGUAUGUCAACGAUGACAACGGCAACGAUCAGUUCUGCAUCACCGACCAAACAACAGCAUGCGGAAUUAUCAUCAAACGGUGCUACCGGUAUUUGCAAUUCAAACAUUUUAGACGAUAUAAAAUUGGAAAUUAAGCAAGAGGAUGAGCAACAACAAGUCGCCUCAGCCGAUAUAAUUAUACCGCCGCAUGCUAUUAGCAAACAUUUGGAGGAAGCUUACACUCUUUUCUUCGCAAAUAAUAAUUGGUAUCUGUUUUUCCGUUUACAUGCCAUACUAUGCGAACGUUUACGGACUAUGCUCGAACGUGCUCGAAUUAUAGCGACCGAAGAGCAGAAAUAUAAAACGAAUCGUCGUGAAAAUAUUGCCACAGCUUUAAGGCUGAAACCGAAAAACGAUAUAGCCGUUGAAGACUAUUAUCCGACAUUUCUGGAUAUGCUAAAGAGUGUUUUGGACGGUAAUAUGGAUUCGACUACAUUUGAAGAUUCAAUGCGCGAAAUGUUUGGCAUCCACGCUUACAUAUCAUUCACUUUGGAUAAAGUGGUCUCGAAUGCCGUACGCCAACUGCAGAAUUGCGUUACAGAAAGAACGGCUCUCGAGUGCGUCGAAUUAUUUCAUCAAGAGCAAAAGCACAACGCUGCAGGCGGUUUAUGCCGCAAGGCACAUUUAAGAUUUAACACUGAAAUGCUGUAUCAACGUAAAGCCGAAGAAAUGCUCCAUGAAGAAAAUUGUUUCAAAAUUUAUAUGUACAAAAUCGAUUGUCGCAUUACUAUUGAACUAUUGGACACUGAAUCUGAGGAUGUGGCUGAACGCGAAAAACCAGUUAAUAAAGUGAAAUCAUGGUCAAAAUAUGUAGAUCGCUUAACCAAUCCAAAUUCAACGAAUUCCCUUAAUAACAAUGCUUUAACUAACAAUAAUGCGAGCAAUACACUUAUGAACGCCAGCGUUAUUAAUAUGGAAGUAAACAGUGAUUUGCCGAGCAAUGAAAUUAAAAGUGAACGAUGGGAUGAAGAUGGCUUACUGGAAUCGCAUAUAUGUCGAAAGGCACGUUUUCUUAAACGUAAUAAACGUACCGCUUCCCUUCGAGCUGAACAGUUGCGUUUAAUGCAUGAGCGUAAAUCGUUAACAUCGAACACAAGUAUUGGCAGUGGAAGUCCGUCCACCGUGAAUGAUAAUACAUCGGAAAAUUCAGUUAUAAGUGCCUCAUUGCAAUUAUCGCUUAACAAUAUUAUUGCGAAUAAUGCUGGUACAAGCACUAAUACCGUAACAGAAGCAGCGACCUCUCCAAUAUCCUUGUGGAACAAACGUCCCCCGGAGCGUAUUGGCAGCGCUUUGGUCUGUUCGAGUGGUGAGAAAUAUUUCAUAAACGAUCGCGAUGAAAUUAAAUUGAAUUCUUCCGGACGUCAAGUUUUCGUUAUUAAUAAGAAUCUCAAAUUCUUUAAAUUGGAUUCGGUGCGAAAGGCUAAAGUGUGCCAUGAACAAGUAACGCAGCGUAAAUUUAAGCGAUUCCAACAGUUUGUUCAAGCGUGGCUAACAAAUCAUGUUACGGUUGAGCAGCAACAACAAUGCAAUGAAUGGCUUUUGGGAACUAAUUCAUCGACAGCUACCGUUAAUGUUGUAGGAGGAGUUAAUAGCACACAUAAUCCCGUUGUCAACAAUUGGUCAACAUUAACAAUACCAAGAACUAAAGUAAUUAUACAAAAUGAUGUAAAGAAAACACCCUAUCGUUUAUAUCAACGUUAUAAAGUGUUAAGUGCAGGCAAUACUAUGAACAAUGUUAAUGCAAAUAAUAAUAAUGCAAAUAAUAAUAACAAUAACAAUAGUAGUACCUCAUCAUUUGCUGCUGGUAGUAAUAGUAAUAAUAAUAAUAAUAAUAAUAAUAAUAGCAAUAAUACCAAUAAUAAUAAAAAUAACAAUAAUAGUAGUAGUAGCAGCAGCAUUGGUGGCUGUGGUAGCGGCAGUGUUGGAUCUUGCAACGCAACUUUUACCCUAAGUAACAAUACCACCGGUGCCGGUGGUGGUGGUGGUGGCGGCGGCGGCGGUGGCUGCUCCGCAUCCAUUACAAAUCUUGUAACUGUGACAUCAACAACAACUGCUGGCAUGAUUUUGAGUUCUUUAGCUAGUGUCCCGAAUUUAAAUCAAACUGAAGCAGCCGCCACUGCCACAGCGACUGUAACAAGUUUGGCGCCAACGCCUCAUUGCAAUAGCGUUGCCGGCUUAUCGCAGUCCUCCGUAGUCGUAGUGGCAGAAGCGGCUCAGGUAAGACCUAUGGAAAGCUGAAAAUUUAUGCACUUAUAAAUGCAUAAAAAAAGGAAAUCGUCGUGAACGUGUGACAUAUUUUGAAUAUCAAACAAAAAUCAUAAAAAAAUAAUAGUUUUUGCAUUUCUUGCUUUAUUUCAAUGAAGAGUAUUUAAUGAAUUUGAUUAUUUUGAAACAAGUUUCUUUUUUUGAUACAUAUGUAAUCAGAUUUUAUUUUUAUUUAUUUAUUUUUUUCCCCCCCCUCCCAAUUAGUAAAUAAUCGAAUGUAAUAUGAAAAGUUGAUGUAAAAUAAUUAUUGCUUUUAAGUGAAAAAAUAUAUAUGAAUGAAAGUCGCCUACUCUUUGUGGUUAAGUUUUCAUGUUAUUUUUUUUUUUUUUUUUUUAUUUAUUCAAGG